AUGCUCUUGGCAAUUUUCAAAACUUUCUGUUUCCGAUGCAAAGCUGACAAUCCUUCUGUUGAGGUACAUCGCACUGGAACAAUGGCAACUGUUGUGCAGAAAUGUAGGCAGUGUAGAAUGCAUUUCCAGUGGAAAAGUCAGCCAUCACUCUUUGGAAAAUAUCCUGCAGGCAAUGUAAUGCUGAGUUUUGGCAUCUUGACAUCGGGUGUGAGAAUAAGCCAGGCUUUGUUGAUGUUUAGACACAUGGGGCUGUCAGCCAUAUCUGGACGGACCUUUUUUUAUCAUCAGAAAAAAUUCCUCUUCCCAUCUGUGCUCCAUCAUUGGGAAAGCUAUCGCUCAUCACUGCUUGAAAAAUUGAGAGGGGUCAAGAAUGCACAAUGGUCUGGAGAUGGAAGGUUUGAUUCUAUGGGUCACAAUGCUAAAUAUGGUGUCUACACAUUGUUUUCCAAUUCCAUCUCCAAACUGGUCCAUUUUGAACUGCUUCAGGCAAAUGAAUCAGGGUCAAGUAACGCAAUGGAACUUGAUGGAGCCAAACGUUGCUUUCAGUUCAUAAAGAAUGCUGUUUUGACAAUCACAACAUUCAUAAGUGAUCGGCACAAAGGAAUCGCAAAGUGGAUUCGUGAAUCACAGCCUGAAACCUCCCAUUUCAAUGAUUUGUGGCAUGUCUGCAAAGGUCUCACAAAGAAAAUCUUGAAAGGCAGCAAAGAAAAAGGCUUUGAAGUACUAAAAUUAUGGCUCAAGGGAAUACGUAAGCAUCUUUAUUGGUGUGCCCUUUCUACCAAGCAAGGCUUUGGUGAGUUGAUUGUUGCAAAGUGGAGAUCCUUGAUGCGUCAUAUUGCAAACAAACAUGAUGAACAUCCGAAUCAGUUGUACAACAAGUGUGCACAUGUUGAACUUGAACCACGUGAAUGGAUUCCAAUCGGUACACCUGCAUAUGACAAAUUACUCAAGAUUCUUUGCAACACAACCACUUUAAAAGAUGCCCAGAGUCUAUCAUGUGAUGCCCAGACAAGCUGCCUGGAAGGCUUUCAUUCAACGUUAAAUCACUGGCACCCAAAAAUGGUUCACUUUUCUUGGCUUGGUACAUACUGCAGGUGA
This is a messenger RNA of Rhopilema esculentum, 1098 nucleotides long. NCBI's taxonomy places the organism in Eukaryota, Metazoa, Cnidaria, Scyphozoa, Rhizostomeae, Rhizostomatidae. The record is from RefSeq and is a predicted model, not a curated record.